Messenger RNA from Pollicipes pollicipes, 1209 nucleotides. Its product is annotated as suppressor of cytokine signaling 7. The record is from RefSeq and is a predicted model, not a curated record. Bases 71 to 670 code for a protein of 199 amino acids. Gene Ontology annotation, cellular component: phosphatidylinositol 3-kinase complex. Gene Ontology annotation, molecular function: 1-phosphatidylinositol-3-kinase regulator activity. The transcript has 4 exons. Gene Ontology annotation, biological process: phosphatidylinositol phosphate biosynthetic process; intracellular signal transduction. NCBI's taxonomy places the organism in Eukaryota, Metazoa, Arthropoda, Thecostraca, Pollicipedomorpha, Pollicipedidae.
GCCGCUGGACUCGGAGCGACUGCAGUCGGCCGCCGGCGACUCGGACUCGGACUACCUGGACGGCUCGGGCAUGGAUAUGGACCUGGAGAUGCUGGGCAUUACCGAGGGGUGGGGGCCGUCGCCGGCCCGGCGAACCUCAGCCGGCCCAGCCGACUUCGCCACAAUCAUCGAGAAGGUCAAAGACUGCGGCUGGUACUGGGGGCCGAUCAGCUGUUCGUCGGCAGAGGCCGUGCUGAAGAACGAGCCGGACGGCUCCUUCAUCGUCCGCGACAGCAGCGACGACCGCUACAUCUUCUCGCUGACGUUCAAGCUGCGCGGUCUCAUCCGCCACGCCCGCAUCGAGCACAACAACGGCAACUUCAGCUUCGGCGGCAUGCACAAGUUCCGCAGCAACACGAUCGUCGACUUCAUCGAGAACGCAGUGGAGUACUCGCGCAGCGGGCGCUACCUCUUCUUCCUGCACCGCCGGCCGGCGCAGGGGCCCAUGCGCGUCCAGCUGCUGCACCCCGUCUCGCGCUUCAAGCACAUCCAGAGCCUGAAGCACCUCUGCAGGUUCGUCAUCCUGAAGCACAUUCCGAGGGACCACAUCGAUCAGCUGCCACUGCCCGAGCCUCUCAAGCAGUACCUGCGCUCGCCCUGCUACUUCUCCGAGCAGCUCGAGGAGUCGUGAGAACGGAGGCGACGUCUGGUGACCGCCGCGCGCAGCCGCGCCUGUCCGCCGGCCGGAUAGAUGGCAGCAUGGUUGCGCCGCCCGCCUGCGGUUACCGCGAGCCUGGUCAGGUCCCGCCGAGGCCAGUUUCAGCCAGUGUGUACGCGGCUGGGUGCGGCUGACCGCGAGGUACCACUCUGAGGUCACUGCGUGUGGUCUCCGACACGAAGAGUCGUCGGAUGGAUGGGGCGAUACGUCCGGCAGGGAUAUGCGUGGUCUGCUGUAUCGCCGUGGGUUUCUGCGAUAUCGACGAAUACCGCCUUCUGCAUUUCAACAAAGUUCGCUGUGCGUACAGCGUGGAUGUAGAAGUCACCUGCAGCCGUGCUGUGCAUUGUUACAUUUCAAGCACAUUUGUAAUGCUCUCUUCAUUGCUUCAGCUUUGUCGUAGUUUUUGACACGUUGUGUGCUGUGAUCGCGGUUCGUGUGCGUCCCUGUGACAUUGCGCGCCCUCGUUUCGUGGCGCAGCGUGCUCGUUUCAUGUACCGACCAUCACUAGCGUG